Molecule: messenger RNA, 4354 nt
Organism: Phalacrocorax carbo (great cormorant)
Lineage: Eukaryota; Metazoa; Chordata; Aves; Suliformes; Phalacrocoracidae
Source: RefSeq, a predicted model, not a curated record
GGCCCGGCACGCCUCGCCCGGGCGAUGCCUCAGCGCGGCAGCAGCGGCGGCAGCGGGGGGGCGGGCGGGUAGCGGCAGCGGGGACGCGGUGCUGCUGCCCUGCCUUUCCCUGCCCGCCGCUGGCCCUUCCUCCGCCCCCUCCCGCGCCCCCCUCCCCCGCGCCGGUGCCCGAUUCCGCCGCCGCUCCGGGUAGGGAGGAAGGGCUGGGAGCCGCCUCCCGCUGCCCCCGGCCGCCCCCCUCCCCAUGCAGCCCGGCCCGCCACUGGGAGCCCUCCCCGGGGGGAUGUUUCUGCGGCCGCUGCCGGGAUAACCGGCGCGACGUCCGCCCCCGCCCCGGACGGAGGAUGCUGCCCGCGCUGUGGCGGGUUCCGACUCGGGCAGAAGCGGCCGCGUCCCCCUCCUCGGCUCUGGGCAGCGUCGCCGGGGAGAGAUGACUUCAAGGCACCAGGCGGACUGGAUCCCUUAUAGUGUUCUGGAUGAUGAGGGGAGCAGCCUGCGUCAGCAGAAGCUCGACAGGCAGCGAGCAUUGCUAGAACAGAAGCAGAAAAAAAAGCGCCAGGAGCCAUUAAUGGUUCAGUCCAAUGUGGACAGUCGCACAAGAACACGCAGAAUGAAACAUUCGGAAGAACAAGCACCAUUGGUUGAAUCAUAUCUUAACAGCAACAGCAGCACCAUAUAUCAUGUGCAGGAGGCCGAACAGGAAGAUCUAAAGGUGGUAGUGGAUCCCCAGGCUCCGAAACCAACUAAAAAAACCAAGGCAGCAGCUGCAAGCUGUCAGACUGGCAGCACCAGAAAGGAGAAAAAAGGGAAACACAAAGGGAUUGAUGGUCCAGCUGCUUUUCAAGAUGAUGUUCAGAAGAUAGGAAGUCAAGUGCAGAUUCUCACUGUUGGGCAGUCUAGCCAUGAUGAAGAUGAUGGAGAGAAAAUGGCUAGUGGCCAACAACAGCAAAGCAAACAAGAUCUUAGAGCAGCAAUGCAGAAAAAAGAUCCCCAUGCAAAUACAUCCUGGUCCUCUUCCACCUCCCAAUCCAGUCUUGUCGCCCUGGAUCAUGUUCCUGGCAUUUCAAGCAGCAUGAAUUUUGAUGAGGAAGAAGAUGAGGAAGAUGAAGACAGCUCCAGUUCUUCACAGUUAAACAGUAACACCCGGCCUGGUUCUGCCACGAGCAAGAAAUCCAAUAAGGAAGCAGCCUCAGCCCCCAGUCCUUCCACAAAUGAGCCUCUCAUAGAUGUUGAUGACCUGGAGGAAUUUGCUGUAAGACCUGCUCCACAGGGUGUCACUGUCAAAUGCAGAAUCACAAGAGACAAGAAAGGAAUGGACCGAGGGAUGUACCCUACUUAUUACCUCCACUUGGAAAGGGAGCAUGGUAAAAAGGUGUUUCUGUUAGCUGGAAGGAAACGAAAGAAGAGUAAAACCUCUAAUUACCUCAUCUCCAUAGACCCAACUGACCUGUCUCGGGGUGGAGAGAGUUUUAUUGGAAAACUGAGAUCGAAUCUUAUGGGAACUAAGUUUACAGUUUAUGACAAUGGAGUAAAUCCAAUGAAAACAACAUCCAGCCUGGAGGCGAGUAUCCUGCGUCAGGAGCUAGCUGCUAUUUGUUAUGAAACAAAUGUCUUGGGGUUUAAAGGACCUCGUAAAAUGAGUGUGAUCAUACCAGGAAUGAAUAUGGACCAUGAAAGAGUUUCCAUCAGACCACGAAAUGAACAUGAGACACUUCUUGCAAGAUGGCAGAACAAAAAUACAGAAAGUGUCAUUGAGCUGCAUAACAAAACACCAGUCUGGAAUGAUGACACCCAGUCCUAUGUUUUAAAUUUCCAUGGUCGAGUCACACAGGCCUCAGUGAAAAACUUCCAAAUUAUUCAUGAUAAUGAUCAGGACACUGCCGUGAAGACGUGCAUGGAAGCUUAGCAAAGAGACUGCAGAACUGAAGCCAUUAAGAUUCAGCACCACUUAAUACUGAAGAAAGAGCUCCUCCUGAAGGCAAAAACUGGGACCUGUGGGUCUUUAACUUGUUUGAACUUUCCAUGUGUUUGCACUGCAAACAAGAAGAUAACGCUUUUUUACUAUGCUUGCACUAUAUUGAGCCCUAAGCCCAGAAAAAGGAAUAUGCAAUCCAAGGAGUGCAGUUACAGCGAAGCAAACAAAAGUGCAAACGGGCUCCAUUGACAGGUGGGGAGGAACUCCAGCAUGCAGGCGAGGCAGUAGCGUGUGCUGGGGAAUGACAGUAGGGUGAUUUCUUGCCAGAGAACUGGCGCGCUGCUUGGCACCGCUUAGGGUGAGUAAUGGAUUUCAGUAGUCAUUGACAGACUAUGAUGGUCACUGCUUAUGUUGCAUUAUAUUGGCAAGAGCUCUGUCCAUACUAUUUGUUUCUCUCCUAAACAGCUUGAUUUAUGUGCAGAUUUCUUCACGAUGGCGUUUUUGCCCAUUUUUUUCUAUUUCGGGCCUUAUCCAAACCCUGCUGGUGUAACUGAAAGCUCCUUUCCAACUUCUGCUGUCUCCAUGAUGCCAUACUUGCUUGUCUCUGCAAGAGUCCUAACGUCAUCUUGUCUGUCUUUGUUCAAAAGUGGGUUUAUCUGGAUCUCAAAACCUGGGCAGUAUUGGCAUGAAUACUUCGGAAAGUGGAUUUAGAAAGGAGGACAAAUUUUCCUCUUAUGUACAUCCCGUGAAGCCUUGGUGAAACUCCAAGGGAGAUCUAAACUGUCUACCUGUGAAGAGAUUGACUUUUUCUAUUAAACGUGCUGUCAGAUUCUAUGAUGUCAUUGCUGCAACUUAACAGGGCAUAUAGAAGAACAAAACAUUGCUAGUGGUUGCCCAAGUUUUAAGGGAUAAUAGUGGAUAGCUUAACCUGCACAAGAAUUAGCAAAUCACACAGAGAGUUUACCUUAGAAACAAGGUCUGUUAGAAACAAAUCUCUUACAGUGGGUUCCUGUAAAACAUGUAUGAAAAAAGGCAAAUACUGGAGCUUUGUUAAUUUUGUUAAUAUCUUGAAAGUGUAAAAUUUUUUUCUUGUGAUUGAAACUAACAGUUUAUUUCAAAUAAAAAAAGUGCUGUACUUGGUGGCAGGAAAAUAAGGCCAUCUGGCGGUUAUAUAAAAGCGUAAAGGGGGCACACAUACGUGCCCAGUAUGGCAGGAUUUGCAGUAUUAGGAGUGGGUUUAAUGAUAACUUUCCCAACAUUUUCCAAUGUUAGAUGUGCAAACAUAUGUGCUGUGCACACACGCAUAUACAUAUGUAUAUAGUCUUAAAAAAUUUCCUUUGGUGAUAUCUGGAGAUUACUCAGUCUUCUUUCCCACUGUUCAUUGACAGCAUAAACCAUGAUAUUGAUUUGUCUUGGUGUUAAUUAUUACAAGACUGUUGUUUGAAAUGCCUUUUAAAAUAAUUUUGAACAAGUCAAGUCUUUCUUUGGAAAAUAUAUAUAAAAAAAAAUAUCUCUGAAAUGCUCUCCACAUAAGUGUCUGUAUCUAUGACAGAUAACAGCCAUCUGCUUUUCCGUUCUCCUUGGAGCUGACUUUUCAGUGGGAUCAACCCAUGCAGUGAGUCAACCCGUGCCUCACCAUUACAAGACUUGGGCUUUUGUUCCUCCUUUUUGAACAAUUUCUUCUACUCAAGGGUAGGGGAACAAGGGAAAAAAUAUCUGUGGAGGAUGUUCUGUAAUUCGAUAAACCUUUAGAUGUAUCUCAGAAAGUAAAUACUUUUGAGGUGGUUAAUUUUUGAGAGUUCCUAGUAGACACUGAACUGUGUUUGUAUUUCCCAACACUAUCGCCACCCAACUAAUGACAGUCUGAAAGAUCCAGUGUUUGGGAGCAGCUGCAGAGAUACCCAUUUUAGAAUGUGCUGGGAAUAUAUCUGCCUGUGAAGAAAAACACACCUUUGUUUCUGACUUGUUUACUUAAACUUUGAGAAGUAGAAAAUGUAGGUGCUACAUGAACAUUUCUGUCCCCAUAAAAUGAAAAAGCAGUUCAGUUAGGGUUUUGGGUUUGUUUUGUUUUUUUUUUUAUUCACACAGUAAACAUCAUCUAAUUAAUCUCUUUGCCUUUCUUAAAUAAACCAAUGAUAUACAGUAGAAUUUGAGUACGUUGUGGUAUCAAUUUCCUUUUCAUCUUAUCGGGUUAAAGAGUGGAAAACAUCAAAAUUCACAAAGAAUGUCUUAAUCUUGAGAACUAAUAUUUAACCAGUCAUGGUUUUUCAUAAUGCCUGUAAUAUGUUACACUUGUUUACACACAAGACUGUCUUGAGCUGUUUCAAGUAUCUUAUUUUUUGUUCAGAGUUUUAGAUAAACCUGCAAGAAUGUGCUUUUACAAAGUAAAAUUUUUAAAGAAACUCUUUGAUAUUCUGGAGUAAAGGUAUUUAUUUACCA